AUGACUUAUCAUAUGAACAAGGAGGAAGUCACCGUGAUCAAACUUCAAGAAUUGUUGAGAAUUGCUGAAAGUGGACUUAAAGACAAAGCUGUCGAGUGCACCCCUACUGUUUUUGCCCCCAUCCUUGCUAUAGGACAUGGAAGAGGGAAGAAGAUGAAAGCUCCCUCUAAGAUCCAUAAGGGAAAGUUCUAUGAUGGAUCCUCUUCAAAUGGAUCCAAAGGUAAAGCCGGUUCUGCCACUCCCUCAUCCGAUCCUAAAGAAGCAAUGUGCUUCUACUGUAACGACAAAGGGCAUUGGAAACGAAGCUGGCCAAAAUUCUUGUAG
Molecule: messenger RNA, 324 nt
Organism: Lactuca sativa (garden lettuce)
Lineage: Eukaryota; Viridiplantae; Streptophyta; Magnoliopsida; Asterales; Asteraceae
Molecular function (GO): nucleic acid binding; zinc ion binding
Source: RefSeq, a predicted model, not a curated record